Molecule: messenger RNA, 1038 nt
Organism: Prorocentrum cordatum
Lineage: Eukaryota; Dinophyceae; Prorocentrales; Prorocentraceae
Source: the annotation of a GenBank genome assembly
GCGUGGCCAGCAGGGCCCCCGGGGCGGGGCGCCACAGGUCUACACUUUGGAGCAGGUGUGGACGCCCCAGGAGUGUGACGAGGUCCUGGCGGCUGUGCGCGCGGCGGCGGCCGCCAACGCCGCCUCUGCGGCGGCGACUGGCACCCAGGCCUUGUCGGACGGCUGGACGACGGAGCGCCAUGCAGCGUACGCGACGACUGACCUCCCCUGCAGCGCGGUCCCUGCCAUCAGCGCGUGGGUUCGCUCCUCAGUGCGGAGCCGCGUGUUCCCGAAGCUAGCACAGCGGCAUGGCUGGCUCCCGGCACUCGGCGACAAUCGGUCGUGCCCGGAGCACGCUGGCUCGAGGCUGGCUUUCCGUGAUCUGUUCUUCGUCCGGUACACAGCAGGCGGCCAGAGCGGUCUUGCUCUUCACCGAGAUGGCUCUGUGAUAUCGUUCAACAUCCUGUUGAACGAGCCCACAGACUUCGAGGGCGGCGGCACCUUCAUUGAAGCCGACGAUCGCGCCUACCUCAUCGGCAAGGGCGACUGUUUCGUUCACAGCGGCAAGCUGCGCCAUGGAGGCAACCCCGUUACACGCGGCGAGCGCCUCGUGCUCGUCGGAUUCAUCGACGUCCUGGAGGAGGGCGAGACGCUCGAGGCGGACGACAUGUGACCUGGUGGUCCAGUUCCCCUCGGAGUCCGCUCAGGUUCUCGACAUUGGAGCGGCGUCGUCGUUGCCGCGAGGCGACUGAGACGCUGAUCUGACAGGGUCGGGUCUUGGCGGCGAGCGACUACAGAGCGAGGCGUCGGGCUCGCGCCUGAAACUCGUGGCCCGUUUGCGAUCGCGCGCGCGCAAUGCCAUGUCAGUCGGCUCUAUUUGGAGCGGCUCCGCCGCCAGUCGCAAGGUCACGAUGGAUCUGGGUCGUCAGAAUGCCGGCUUUGAAUUAGUCAUUUCGUACGCAGCGCAUGGGCUGUCGUGUCUUCUGGGUGUCCUCUUUGUCCUCACCGUGCUUUUUCCCCCAAUUGCAGGGCGACCGCGUUCGCAAGGGGGAGAUGCGG